UGUAACAGACAGAAAGCCGGCAAAAUUAAAAAAAAAAACACAAGUAAAAAUUAUAUUUACAUCAUUACAGCUUUUGGGAAAUGAAAAUGAUAACAAGAAAUACUCCAUUACAUUCACGAUGAAAUUUACUCUUCCAUCUACUGAAUUAUACAUUUAUUUUUGCUUAUGGAUAUUUGCGAAUUUAUUCUCUUUAUAUAAAUUAAUAGAAGUUCAAAGAGAUAUUUUAGAGAAAGAUACAGAAUUACUUCUUAAUUUAAGUGAUUUACAACAAGGUUGGAGUUCCCUAUCGAGGCUUAAAGAUGGCUCUGAUAUUGAAUGGAGCAGCUGGAAAUAUUUUCUUCACACUUCCUGGCACUACUUGAUAUUCCAAUUUGUAAUUUCUGAAUUAAUACGUGAAGUAUGUAGUUAUAUUCUCAAAUAUUGGUAUAUAUUAUCUAGUAUAAUUUUCAUCACAAGUUAUAUGGGAUUUAGACAAUUAGUAAUAAUUUUUGCUCAACCUUUUAUAUAUGCUAUGAUAUUGAUUUGUGGAGGAAGAAAAUUAAGUAUUUGGAUUACAAGCAUAUUUUUACUAUUAAGUUACAACUCUUUAAAAUACAAAUAUUAUUUUUGGAAUUUUUUGGACCAUGAAGAAAUGCAAGAUGAAGAGGUAUAUCUAAUUUUAUUUAGUGUAGCCUGGAUUGAACUUCGUUGCAUAAGUUUUUGUUUAGAUUAUGUUGAAGAUAAAACUACAACAGUAUUGACUUUAAAUGAAGCAGUAAAUAUGUUUAGUUAUAUAUUGUACUUACCUCUGCUAUACAUGGGUCCAAUUAUUCUAUAUGAAGAAUUUCAAAAAAGUUUUACAAGCAAAAGAGAAAAAUUAAAAACAAGACUGAAGCAAUUUGCUAUUGAUAUAACAAUUUUUAAAUUUUACACAUUUAUUUUGGAUUUAUGUUUUCAUUAUAUAUAUUUCUUUGCAAUGCAAAAUAAUAUGCAGUUGAUAAGAAAGCUACCAACAAUUGCUCUCUGCGGUGGUGGACUCUGGAUGGGAUUAGAGUUUCACAUGAAAUAUGUAAUAUCAUAUGGCAGUACAGGAGCAUUUUCUAGACUUGAUAAUAUGGACCCACCACCGACACCUAGGUGCAUUGCAAGAAUUCAUGUUUAUUCUCAGAUGUGGAGACAUUUCGAUGUGGGUCUCUACAGAUUUUUAGUAAAAUAUAUAUACAAGCCUGGUUAUGGGGUGUUAUGUAAAUUUGACAUAUUACCAAAGAUCAUUUACAAGCUGAUAGCAUCACUUGCUACAUUCCUAUUUAUUUUUUUGUGGCAUGGAACUGUGUGGCACAUACUUAUUUGGUCUGUAUUGAAUUAUUUAGGAGUCACAUUAGAAUAUAUAGGUCAAGUUAUUUCGAAACAUAAUAUAUACGAAAAAUUUAGAGUAAACAUUUUAAAAACUAAAGCCAUGGAGGUACGUUUUAUUGCUUUUUUAUGUUCACCGUUACUAGCUCUUUCAGCCAUUUCAAAUUUUUAUUUAUUUGCUGGAAGCGAAGUUGGGAAUUUAUUUUUUGAAUGUUUUUCUCAACCAUCACUUUUAAAUUCUUUUAUAUUAAUUUUAUCUUUAUAUUGUUGUUGUCAUGUAUCUAUGGCACUGGAAAAUGUUCAAUCUAGAGGCACUUGUGUAAAAAACAAAUAAAAUACUUUUUU
Messenger RNA from Nymphalis io (European peacock), 1677 nucleotides. RefSeq names its product protein-cysteine N-palmitoyltransferase Rasp (gene rasp). Gene Ontology annotation, molecular function: palmitoyltransferase activity. NCBI's taxonomy places the organism in Eukaryota, Metazoa, Arthropoda, Insecta, Lepidoptera, Nymphalidae. The record is from RefSeq and is a predicted model, not a curated record. The transcript has 4 exons. Gene Ontology annotation, cellular component: endoplasmic reticulum. Gene Ontology annotation, biological process: protein palmitoylation. Bases 119 to 1666 code for a protein of 515 amino acids.